Penicillium cosmopolitanum is the source of this 435-nucleotide messenger RNA. RefSeq names its product glutaredoxin. Gene Ontology annotation, molecular function: glutathione disulfide oxidoreductase activity. The record is from RefSeq and is a predicted model, not a curated record. The transcript is spliced from 2 exons. Bases 1 to 435 code for a protein of 144 amino acids. Gene Ontology annotation, cellular component: nucleus; cytoplasm. NCBI's taxonomy places the organism in Eukaryota, Fungi, Ascomycota, Eurotiomycetes, Eurotiales, Aspergillaceae. Gene Ontology annotation, biological process: cellular response to oxidative stress.
AUGUCCGUCUUCAAACGUCUUUCCGGUUUUUUCUCAAGCCCUACUCCAGAAGAACUAGCUGCGGCCAAAACAAAGGUCCAGGCGCUGAUCAAUGAGAAUGGCGUUGUUGUUUUCUCGAAGAGCUACUGCCCCUACUGCGCUUCCACUAAACGAACAUUGAACAAGCUCGGCGCUAAAUAUGUUCUACUUGAAUUGAAUGAGAUCGCAUUAAGUUACGAUGCGAUGCGAUGCCAUCACCAAGUAUUUAUUUUCGAUGCUAAAUAUUUUGAUAUUGGAGAUGACGGCCGAGCUCUUCAAAGCGCUCUUCAAGAAAUCACGUACCAGACCACCGUGCCCAACAUCUUCAUCGGGCGGAAGCAUAUUGGCGGCAACUCAGAGCUCCAGGACAUUAAAGAGCAGCUCCCUGAAUUUCUCAGACAUGCAGGUGCCCUAUGA